GCCGUCGAGCCGCCGCGUGUUUAGCUCUCUCGCCACCGCCGCGCGCCGCCGCCCCGGCCCUCCCGCCGCCGGCGCCUUGGCCGCGCCACCAUGGGCAUCCUGUUCAGCCGCGUGUUCCAGGCCCUCUUCGGGUCCAAGGAGGUGCGCAUCCUCAUCCUCGGCCUCGACAACGCCGGCAAGACGACGAUCCUCUACAAGCUCCAGAACGAGACCGACGACGAGGAGAUCAUGACCAUCCCGACCAUCGGCUUCAACGUCGAGACGCUCCAGUACAAGAACAUCAAGUUCCAGGUCUGGGACCUCGGCGGCCAGACGAGCAUCCGGCCCUACUGGCGGUGCUACUACCCGAACACGGACGCGAUCAUCUUCGUCGUCGACUCCGCGGACAAGGAGCGCCUCGCCGUCGCGCGCCAGGAGCUCCAGGCCAUGCUCGAGGAGGAGGAGCUCAAGGACGCGAUCCUCCUCGUGCUGGCGAACAAGCAGGACCAGCGCGGCGCGCUCGGCGCCAAGGACGUGUCCGAGGCGCUCGGCCUGCCGGACGUGCGCAACCGCCAGUGGUCCAUCCAGGAGACCUGCGCGACCAAGGGCAAGGGCCUGUCCGAGGGCUUCGACUGGCUCGUCACGUGCAUCAAGGGCGAGUAGGCCGGCGGGCGUCGCGCGUCCUAAACAACCGUACCCGGG
Messenger RNA from Aureococcus anophagefferens, 681 nucleotides. RefSeq lists its product as hypothetical. NCBI's taxonomy places the organism in Eukaryota, Pelagophyceae, Pelagomonadales, Pelagomonadaceae. The record is from RefSeq and is a predicted model, not a curated record. Gene Ontology annotation, biological process: intracellular protein transport; vesicle-mediated transport. The transcript has a single exon. Gene Ontology annotation, cellular component: cytoplasm; Golgi apparatus. The coding region runs from base 91 to 642 and encodes 183 amino acids. Gene Ontology annotation, molecular function: GTPase activity; GTP binding.